Molecule: messenger RNA, 2965 nt
Organism: Vigna angularis (adzuki bean)
Lineage: Eukaryota; Viridiplantae; Streptophyta; Magnoliopsida; Fabales; Fabaceae
Product: SKP1-like protein 21
Exons: 8
Coding region: 1245-2228 (327 amino acids)
Biological process (GO): SCF-dependent proteasomal ubiquitin-dependent protein catabolic process
Cellular component (GO): cytoplasm; nucleus
Molecular function (GO): cullin family protein binding
Source: RefSeq, a predicted model, not a curated record
CAUUUGAUUUGAGCGUUUCAUUCCCCUAAGUUCGUUUUAGAGAAUUGUGGGUUUUCUUCAGAAUGUGUUUUUUCUUAAAAAAAAAUACAUGUUUUCACACUCUUAUGUUGUUUUGUUGUUAUCCCUUUAAUUUGUUCUGCUUAGCUGUGAAAUCUGUGUGAGGAUUAGGAGGUUUCUGAAAUGAUAAAGUUAAGUUAUUACUCACCUAGAAAUGAGCUUGGGAAUGCGCAUGACUGAUUGUGGUACUAUGGUGUGCUGGGAUGUCCUUCGCGCCCCUAAAAAUAUUUUUUUGUUUUCUGAUUUGCUUUGAAAAAUAAUGAUGAAAUCACUCGAUUUUUAUGUUAGUAAUGUUUUAAAAUAAUAGAAUUACAGUUGAUUUAUCCGCUGAUUUUUUUAACUUCCUUUCUCUUUUUGGUUGUGAAUUUAAAAGAAUAUCUGUUGGAUAAUGCCAUGAAAGUAAGAGUUAGAACUGGUUUGGUACUGCGUGUCAUCAGUGAAGUGGGUUUAUAGACAAGGUAAAGAAAAGCUUAUGCUUUUAAUCUAACAUUUGUUGAGUUCUUUAAAGCAGUAGCUAGCCAUUUAGUUUUAAGUAGUUUGCUAGAGGUAUUCUGAGAAGUGAAAACCUUCCUUGAGAGGCUGAUUCUUUCAUAUAGGUUGAAGAAAAAUUACACAAUUCUAGACUAUUACAGGUUUAUGGAAUUAAACAGUUAUAUUUUUGUAUGCAUUUGGUGUAUAUGCACAAAGCUAUAAGCUAUUACAAAAUUUUAAAUACAAAAUAAUGUUAGAGAAAGACUAUUAUUUGCUUCAAUUUAUGUAGUCUUAACAUAUACAAUAUGCUAAUACUUUUAUUUGGGCAAUGCUUAAUAUUGGAAUAAUAUAUAUUUGUCUGCCCUUCAUUUCUAUAUUGUCAUCUGCUGCAGUUAUUGAUUUCUUAUCCAUAACAUUGCAGCUUUCAUCUUGAAUUUGAGACAUCAAUCUGCGCUGUGCUAUUUGGAAAGUUCACACCUAUUUUACUUACUGGUUGACUUUUUGUGAUAGAGAUCUGUGUACCACUGCAGAUUCUCCCAUGGAUCUUGUGCAUUUGAAUAAUGUUGCUCGAGUAACAACAUCCUGAUUGAAGAAUUCCUUUGACAGGUGGAAUAUUAAAUGGUUGUUUGGGUUUGAAGUUUAUUUUUGAAAUCAGGAGUUCCCUGCAUCGUAAAAACACUUCAAGUGUCCCUGUUUGCUUUUCAAAUUGUUGUCAGAUGUCAGAAACUGACUUGGCAGUUAUUAAACCCGAGAUGAUGAAGCCUUAUGUCUGGCUUCAGACUUCAGAUGAUUCAAUCCAACAAGUGGAACAAGAAAUUGCAAUGUUUUGCCCACUUAUAUGUCAAGAAAUAAUACAAAAAGGCAUGGGAUCUUCCAAGAACUGUGCAAUAUGUCUUCCUCAACAAGUCAGUCCUGCCAUGUUGAGCUUAAUUCUUGAUUAUUGUCGUUUUCAUCAAGUACCAGGCCGGUCAAACAAGGAACGUAAAUCUUAUGAUGAGAAAUUUGUUAGGAUAGACACAGAGAGGCUUUGUGAGUUGACAUCUGCUGCAGACAGCCUUCAGUUAAAACCGUUAGUCGAUCUAACCAGCCGUGCACUUGCUCGAAUAAUUGAAGGGAAGACGCCAGAGGAGAUACGUGAUAUAUUUCAUUUGCCAGAUGAUCUUACAGAGGUGUCUGGUGCUUGUGAGAACUCUGAAGAAAAGCUGGAGCCAUUGAGAAAUAUAACUGCUGACCCAAGGAUCAGGCUUUUGAACCGUUUGUAUGCAAAAAAGAGAAAAGAACUAAAAGAGCGUGAAAGGUUAAAGAAUGUUGAGGUUGAAGAAGAACAUGUGGAUGAUCGUUCAGUUGAUGACUUGUUGUCUUUUAUCAAUGGAAAUGAUGGAGAUCCAAAGGGAGUUAAAACUUCAAAGAAUAAAAAGAAGAAUAGGAGGAAAAAAGAGCAACAGAAGAAUUCUUCUUUGAAGGAGGCAUCUGAACUGAACAAGAAGGAGGUAAAUGGUCAUGAUAUCAGACACCAAAGUUCUGAAGCUGAGAUAAUUAGUGAGACCUCGUAUUUACACUAUGCAGAAGAUGAUGCUUUUACUUCUAAGCCUGAGUUUGAUGAUGGUGAUAUAGAUGAUGAGAUUGAUCCCGCUUUAAAGGAAAAAAUUGACAGUAACCAGAGAGCAAAGGAAUCUAUAACAAAGGUGUUGCUUGACUGAGACACAGCUCUUAGUCAAUUGAAAUUUCAUUUGCAGCAUGCCUAGCAAACUAUUAAGUAUGCAAAGUCAGGCCCCAAAGGCAGCAAUUUUUUGUUUGCCGCAACUGUCCCAAGCUAUUCCCGCAGUACUCUGCCCCCUUCCAGAUGGUGUCCUGCAUUGGAAAUGUGGCCUAUAAGUUCCAGUUACCUCCAUCAGCUCAAAUUCAUUCCAUAUUCCAUGUUUCUCAGCUUAAAAAGUCCUUGAGAAGUGGUUUUUGCUGACUGUUUUUUGAACCCCAACUACUGGAGAUUGAUGAAGUGGAACCUCCCACCCCUGAGGCUAUCUUAGCAACUAGAGAGAUUUGAAGCCAUGGAUCCAGUGGUGGAAUGGCUGAUCUUUUGGCGGUCCCUGCCAGUGGAGGAAGCACCAAGGGAGCUUGCUACUUCCAUUCAAAAUAAAUUUCCCACUUUCUGCCUCGAGGACAAGGCAUAUUUUAGAAAGGGUGGUAUUUAUUGGAAUGGGCACAAUUCGGAGAAGUCUUUUGGAGUUAGAGGAGAAGAAUUCUGUUACAGGGGGCAAAUGAUUGAUUGGAGUCCAAAGAUCUCCUGUGACUUGGGGGAGCUUUGCUCCUAUUCAUCUUUGUAUUUUCCUUUUCUUUUCGAAUACAAAUGAUUCCUCCUCUGUUAGGAAUUAUCAUAAGAGAGUGAAACCUAUGAUUUCUAAACACUAUUGGCAAUGUUUAUGACACUCUUUAUUUA